Molecule: messenger RNA, 1222 nt
Organism: Bufo gargarizans (Asiatic toad)
Lineage: Eukaryota; Metazoa; Chordata; Amphibia; Anura; Bufonidae
Product: claudin-3-like
Exons: 1
Coding region: 307-951 (214 amino acids)
Biological process (GO): bicellular tight junction assembly; cell adhesion
Cellular component (GO): bicellular tight junction; plasma membrane
Molecular function (GO): structural molecule activity
Source: RefSeq, a predicted model, not a curated record
UAGUCCAGAGAGAACAUUCAGCCAGGGACAGAUCACGAGGGAGCACCAGGAGGUACUGAACAAAAUACCAAGGCGUAUCCCUGAACAAGACUGAAAGAUUGUACGAGCAACAGCUAAAGGCUCUGAACUGGAAAGAAGUAAACAGAGGAACUCAUUCAACAAGAGCAAAUUAUUCCCUAACUACAGAACACUCUUCGGUGGUGAGUGCUCAUCUUCUACAAAAGGGGAAAAAAGUGUAGCACCUCAGUUCCGCUUACACUCAAAAUAAUUAUUUUGUCGCUAAAUUGAUACUUCUCAAUUGGUAUCAUGUCUAUGGAACUUGAGUUCCUAGGUGUGGCAAUGUCCAUUUUGGGCUGGCUUGGUGCUUUCGUCUCCUGUGCUCUGCCAAUGUGGAAGGUGACUGCGUUCAUCGGCAACUACACUGUGGUGACCCAGAUUAUCUGGGGAGAACAGUGGAUGAAUUGUGUAGUACAAACCACUGGGAAAAUGCAGUGUGAAGUCUAUGAUUCUCUGCUUGCGCUUCCUCAAGAUCUUCAAGCUUCUCGAGCCUUGAUGGCUAGCUCCAUCAUCAUAGGUAUAUUUGGAGUCCUCAUCUCCAUCAUUGGAGCGAAGUGGACAAACUGUGUUCAAGAUGAGUCAGCAAAAGCCAAGAUCACGAUUGUAUCUGGGGUUAUCUUUAUUCUUUCAGGACUCAUGACACUCAUCUCUGUCUCCUGGUCAGCGAAUACAAUUAUUCGUGAUUUCUAUAACCCUCUAGUUGUGGAUGCUCAAAAGAGGGAGUUGGGGACAUCAAUACACAUUGGGUGGGUAGCUUCAGCACUUCUAAUUCUUGGAGGUGGCCUGCUAUGCUGCACUUGCCCACCAAAACAGGAGAAAUACCCUGCAUCAAGAGUGGCUUAUUCAGCGGUAACGUCCACCGAUCCUGGAUAUGAUCAGAAAGACUACAUCUAAUAUAUGAUAUUAUGUUUUCCUGUCCAGCUCAGUGUAGGCAGCGGGUGCUGCAAGUGUGUAUUACUAUGGCUGCGGGGGACAGGAACCCAUACUAUCAAAUAUACAAACUGUUGGUAAAUCCAGAGGAAGUUACAUAUACUCCUAUUGCAUCUAUUUCAUCUAGUCGGUAUAAUCACCCGAUACAAAUAAAGUCCUUUUUAUAAAGAGAAAAUCUAUAUUCAAUAAUUGUCAGUUUUUCAUGAUUACCGAACAGCAAUGUCAGUUUUUCAUG